Messenger RNA from Trichoderma asperellum CBS 433.97, 1207 nucleotides. RefSeq lists its product as uncharacterized. NCBI's taxonomy places the organism in Eukaryota, Fungi, Ascomycota, Sordariomycetes, Hypocreales, Hypocreaceae. Gene Ontology annotation, cellular component: cytoplasm. The record is from RefSeq and is a predicted model, not a curated record. Gene Ontology annotation, biological process: N-acetylglucosamine metabolic process.
GCCAAAAAUUACAUAAUACGGGGGAUGAGGCUGCGACUAGGCAGUUCAGCGCGCGGAGAGACCCAUGUCAGCCAGACUUGGGGCCCAAUUCAGCCCAUCGCCGCUUGUGGCUUUUCGAUCAGUUGAAGCCUUGAACUGCAUCUCAAUCUGGAAACCAUGGGGGAUCAGGGUUCCCUGCAGGCCCUUGCCGACGCGCCGUUUCCCUUGACCGAGGUUGAUAAAUGGGUCCUUGCGCAGUCGGACGAGGAUUAUCGGCUUCACGACUGGGAAGAUCUGAGGCACAUUAUUGAAACAAAUAAUUUGGGCAUUCUGAAAAGAAAGCCCUCAGAUCUCCGCCGCUAUAUUGCCUGGACCGCGGAGACCAAAGCACAAUAUGGCACCAUAACGGAAUACAUCCUGCAGACUCGUUUGCCAAAGGCCUGGGGGGUGCCACCCUUCAUUCCCGAAUCGCUGGUCCCCUUUGAUGCCGCCUCGGACUACAAGGUCCUGCUGAAUGAUUGGCCGUACGGCCUGACACCGGAGAUCACGCAUAUUGUUGUGUGGUCCCGCACUCCAAUUCCUACUGAUCCCGAGACGGGGGAUCUGACGACUGAGAGCAGGGCCCAGGUGGAGGAUUUUGUCAAGGCGUACUUUGUCGAUACGCUGGGCGCCGGAGGGGAGCAGCAAGUGCUGUGGUUCAAGAACUGGGUUGCGCUGCAGAGCGUGCGGACGCUGGAGCACUUCCAUGUGUUAGUCCGUAAUGUUGACGAUGAUAUGCUGGAGCGCUGGACGGGGGAGCGGCCGCGACGAGGCGAGAAGUGAAUUAAUAGAGACUAUACAGUUGGGCCGCUCCUAACCUUUUGUUGGUUUAUUGUUUGACUUUUAUUUUUAUUUUUUUUUUGCUUUGCCUAGCAUCCAGCUAUUUUUUUUUGUAUAGACAGCCACAAAUAGACAGACAGACCACCGUUAUAAAAUGCCACCACCUAAGCAGUCCUCCGUGCUCGACGGUUCCCUUGCGGCGCAGCGUUGUUGUCGGCAUUGCCACCACCUUGCAUCGAAGCGAGUGCGUUCUUGCCCAUGCCUAAAAGUCCAUAGGCGAGAUAGGCGCCAUACGCAGGAACCACGGCAUACAGCAUCCAGCCCCAUUUGCCAAACAGGAUCGCAGAAAUGAUCGAUGCCCACGUCACCCAGAUGACAUCAAACAUGUACUCGGUCAAGCCAGCGGCUG